Molecule: messenger RNA, 2547 nt
Organism: Cydia pomonella (codling moth)
Lineage: Eukaryota; Metazoa; Arthropoda; Insecta; Lepidoptera; Tortricidae
Product: luciferin sulfotransferase-like
Exons: 7
Coding region: 1076-1966 (296 amino acids)
Biological process (GO): sulfation
Cellular component (GO): cytoplasm
Molecular function (GO): sulfotransferase activity
Source: RefSeq, a predicted model, not a curated record
AAAGUCGUAAUAUUCUGGUGUUUGGUGUCAGUGUAGUGUUAGAGAUAAGUUCGUUAAUUACCUGCCAUUUUUUACUUGACAUUGGGAAGGUUGUUUUUAUAGGGAGCGUGCAUGAACUAUAGACGGCAGCACAGAAGCCCCCUAUUCAUUGGCGCGAAGCAUUAUUUCAAGUUUCCAUUUUUAGAUUUAAGCCGCUAGAUAGCAGACCCUACUAUGCGUAAUACAGCCAGCGUGAAGUGUAGGGGCAGCACCUGCUUAGAAGCGAGAAUUGUUAUCACUUUUGAUUUAGGUUGCGAAGCCAACAUGCCAAUCGUACGCUCCGAAGCGAACGAAACGCAACUGUCACUGUUGCACUAUUAUGACAGAGUGAUAGAGAGAUACAAAGCGUUUUGUUCUUGGCAAGGCACCCUGGUCACGAGAUGGCAGACCCUCCAACACACGGUCUCUAUAGCAGUUUAUAUCGUGUCCAUCGCAACCUUAGAGUGAUUUAUUGAAUGAGGUGUCAAUCAAUAGGGAAUAUUACGCAAAACUGCGUAGAGAGCACCACUAACGCAAACUGACGGCCUAUGGAAAACACAAAAAUUGAAAUUCUAUUGUCACGUUUCGCGAUAGGCUCUUUGUAAACAAACUGCUUUGAUACUUCAAUAUCACAGUGAAAACUUCUCAAAAAAACUGUUUAAGCCUUAAGGUGUAGCAAAUGUAAGUUACUCUUUGGUUUACAAUAUGUGCUACAGCUGCACUCUGGCGGCAGAACAUUGCAGUAAUACCCCCUAUUCGAUUUAAUGACAUUUGUUAUUAUUCGUUUUUAAAAGUGUGGGUGUGUGUGUUUAUGAACGUCAUAGUAUCAUAUAAAUUUGUCAUUCAUGAUGAUAUAUUGAUUUAAACCAACACGAUUUUCGUUCAUAGUUUUAAAAACGAAUACGGGACGUAAUCGCGUAAACUCAAAACAAAACCCGCGCAGCAAGAAGUUGAUACAAUUCCUCGCCAGUCUGCCUGUGACCACGAGCGUAACGUAAACGCCAGGCCAUAUAAUAAACGGCGUAUUUGCGCCCGUUUCGGCGACGGGGGCUAUCUGAUGCAAAUAAGCUACGCGGAUGAGGCCGACAAGUUCAGGAACAUGGCCGUUCGCCCUGAUGACGUGUGGGUGACCACGUUUCCUCGAUCAGGUACAACAUGGACCCAGGAAUUGGUCUGGCUGCUGAUGAAUGACCUUGACUUCGACACGGCCUUAAAGAUUCCUUUGAGUUCCAGAUAUAAUACCCUUGAGCAUUAUCACUGGAAAUACCAAAAGGAACUAAACCUGGAUAUAUUAGACCCGGAACUGCGCCAGAAAUGUACCGAAAUAAGGCUUACUUAUGACGCGAUAAAUAACGCGCCUUCUCCUCGGUUCUUCAAGACACAUCUAGCCUUCUCGCUUCUGCCCCUAAACCUGUUGGAUUCUUCCAAAGUGCUAUACGUGGCCCGGGAUCCCAGGGACGUAGCUGUGUCCUUGUUUCAUCAUCAAAAACUCACUUGGUUUUAUGCUGGAGACUUUAAAAGCUUUUGGAAUCUUUUCAUCAACGACUUGGUUAUUAGGUCUCCAUAUUUAACGCAUCUGAAAGAAGCCUGGGCGCUGCGUCAUCAUCCAAAUAUGCUGUUUAUUUUCUACGAAGAUAUGAAUAAGGAUCUGCCCUCAUCGAUUAAACGAGUAUCGGAUUUUCUUGGCAAGGAAGUUAAGAACGAACAAAUUGCAAAACUUUGCGAGCACCUGGACAUAGAAAACUUCAGGAAAAAUGAGUCUGUGCACCCGUCGUGGAGGGCAGCGAUUUUCAACCCCGACGCCGAGCCCUUCGUAAGAAAAGGUAUUUCCGGCGGUUGGCGCGAGUACUUCGACGAGGAGAUGGCGGCGCAGGCGCAGCGUUGGAUGCGCGAGGGCCUCGCCGGCUCCGGCCUGCGGUUCCCGCACGACAGCUCUUUGACAUUUUGAUUACAUACAAAUAAUAAUAAUGUUGAUUAAGUUGGCACAAACGUAAUUAUGACUGACCCGUAGGCGGCAACAGAAUUUUUAAAUAUAUAUAAUAGCUGUGGCUUAAAACAAAUCUAAUUUCGAUUACAUGUUAUUAAAAAGUGGGACGCUACAUGCGUUGAUACCCUGGCACCGUCCCAUGUCCCGAGCACCAAAGUUACCGCUGGCGCUGCGGCAUCCUCGGCCGAAAGCCUCAAGCGCCGCAAAUAUUCAGCACUAGGUAGCAGCUACAUGUUUGCGGCGUUUGGCGUUGAAACCUUGGGGCCAUGGGGGCCAAGUGCGCGUCGGCUUUUUAAAGAUUUGUCGGCGCGCCUAAUAGAGGCCUCGGGCGACCAGAGGGCUGGCCACUAUUUCGCACAGCGUAUAAGUAUCGCCAUACAGCGGGGAAAUACGGCCAGCCUUCUAGGGACCUUGCCCAUUGACGGCGAUUUGGGCCAAAUUUUUUAUCUUUAGUUUAAGUUGUUAGUAAGUUUUAUUAUGUAUGUUUAUUUCUUUGUUUUUGGAUAUUAAAAAAUAUUAAUUGAAGCUAAUAAUAUUCGAAA